AUGUUCAAAAACGUCUCGGAUCAUUUUGGCUCCAUCCUCGUUGCUUUGCUGUCUAUGCAGACUGUUUGUUCAGCACUUGCAGUUGAGACAAUCCAAACCAAUGAGAAAGAGUCUUCGGAGCUAGCAGUCCGAACUAGCGAUGAGUAUACUAUCGUCCAUAAAUGGGAAGGUGGAGCAAUUAUUGGAGCAGCUUCUUCGGUUGGCCUUGUGAUUACUGGAAUUGCCAACGUUAUUACCAGCUGGUACAGCAGCAAGCCAGACGCGCAAAAGGUCUGUGGAAAGUCAGCGACGAUUCAAAAGACAGGAGACGAUGGAGUCGGCUAUAAGUACUACGUGUACUCUUAUACAACUGGGUCAAACUGUGAUAGCACUCAGCGAGCUAAAACUAUCACUAAAAAGCUCUCCGACGCAUUCGAUGACUUGCAUUCUCAGGGCGCUUCUGCAGUGUGCCUUGACUUUGAUCACCAUGGUACUUGGCAUGGAGUCAUUGGCCUGGCAACCGUUGGCUCUGGUAUCGACCCCCAAAGCGCCUGCUCCGACCAUCAUGCAGGUGCUAAAAGGAGCGAUGCUGGCUUUCUCGAGCUUGAGGAAGACCGCAGCGCGGUUCUGGAACUGGAUGAAGACAAAGAAACCGCCAAACGAAAUGAGAUCGGAAUUGUGAAGAGAACUUCAAUCUCCGUCUCUGAGUCAAACAAGAAAUCCGGAAGUACCAAGUUCAGCAACUCCAACAAGUCCCAGGCUGUGAUCCUCGGAAUUGCGAACCAGAUGUAUCAGAAAAGUCAAGCCGGAAGCUGCAGCAGCGUCACAGGCACCAUCGAAGACUAUAACGGAGUCAGUUACUCCUACUACUUCUAUGCCUCGGGACGCAACUGUGAUACCACUGCUGAGAUCAAGACCAUGGUUACUGCUCUUGACGAUGCCUGGGACGGUCUCGGAAGCACCUCGGCACUGUGCAUGACAAUGCAACAUGGAAGUGGCACAUGGAGAGGACACCUAGGUAUCUCCGCGAUGCAAGGCACUUACCCUGCCUCGAGUUUGUGUUAG
Molecule: messenger RNA, 1044 nt
Organism: Penicillium nucicola
Lineage: Eukaryota; Fungi; Ascomycota; Eurotiomycetes; Eurotiales; Aspergillaceae
Exons: 1
Coding region: 1-1044 (347 amino acids)
Source: RefSeq, a predicted model, not a curated record